GGCCCUCGUCUUCAAUUUCUCUUGUAAUCCAUUACGUGCCGAGAAAAUCAUAUCGCUACCACCGACGCCCGACUGUCCACGGUUAUUAAGCUGGUUGCUCGUGAGCAAAUCCUCCUGCCAUGGAUUCAGCUGCUCAACCGCGAGCGCAGCAUGGCAACGGUGUGCCGCAUGGUAAAAUGCCCCAAGGCCAACAGUCGCUGCCACCGCUGUCCUCUCUCACCAACGGAUUGUCCACGGCCGACCAAAGCCCAGGGCAGCAGUCCAAGCAGCCGCCAGAGAGCAGAGAAGUUCGUGACUCGGGCAAUUGGUCCAUUGCCCCCAGCAAACACUCGUCUACAGUCUCUCAACAUAUGGGCCUCCAGGUGCAAACGCUCCUGAACCCCUCAGACGACUCUCCUUCGCGUGCCUCAAUACCAGAGACGCCAUCGUCAGCGAGAUAUCCUUCUGGCUUCUCUCAGUCGUCUCAGCCAAGUGCUUUGCCCUCACUCAACCAAGGGUUUGACAACAGACUAAGUGUCGACGCUAGCUCACAUCUCGAGUCCCGACGCAGCAGUGUAGACAGCCGAAUGAAUGUCGGCAUGGGCCACCUCAGCAUCCAUCCCCAGUCGCCGUACGAAAGCCAAAAUGCAUCCCGAGCCUCGCUUGUGUCCAAUCUUCAGCAGCAACGCGGCAUCUCGAGUUCGGAAAGUCGCCCCAAUGGCACUUCUCCUCUAUCGCCCAAUCGUAACGGCCCGCGUGCCAAUCACCCUCCGCGACGCGCUCCUGUGAUUACUCCGAAUCCGCGAUGUGUGUCUGGCGCACCCGAUCCAACGGCCUCAGCACCAACCAAGGGAUUCGCCUGGGCCUUUCCGGCCGACGAUUUUGAACAUGAAGACAAAAGAGCAUCAAGCAGUGGUGAGUCUAGCAUAGAUCGCUCAAAUGUUCCCUCGCGUCAAAAUAGCAUUGCCACGUCAAUCAAUAGUAGUAUAUAUACUACUGAUUCGCGCUUGCACCCAGGCCAGCCACAGCUGGACCAACGACUAGAUGAUGGCAUGCAACCCGGCCUGUAUACGACAUCAGAUUCACUGACUGGCCCAGACAUUCCAAGUACACAUCAUCACUCGAUGCAACACCGCAGCGUCACAACCCUGCAGAACGUGGACCCUACGAAUCCUUUGACGCCCGGCAGCGGAAGCUACAGUCGAACCCCCGAGCUUCGUGUCAGCCACAAGAUGGCCGAAAGAAAGCGCCGAAGCGAGAUGAAAACUCUGUUUGACGACCUGAACAACAUUCUGCCCAACUCUCCCGGUAGCAAGUCGAGCAAAUGGGAGAUACUUACAAAAGCCAUUGAGUACAUACGAAACCUCACCAGAGCACACCAGAACGCCCGCGAGGAAAUUAGUCGUCUGCGCCCUGACGCUGAAUAUUGCCGCCGAGCGCAAGAAGAAAAUGAGCUACUACGUUCUGAGUUGACUGCCGUCUGGAACGCUCUUCGUCGUGUUGACCCCAGCAGCCCGCACGUCUACGGAAGCAUGACGGGUCAUUUGGCGCAAGGGCAUCCUACAACACCAGGCUCGGGCAGCAACGUGCUUCCUCCCCUACAACAGCAACAGCAACAACAGCCUCACCCCCCACCACCACCACAACCAGCAGCUUCGUGGGCACCACAGCAUGCGACUGCCAUGCAAGGUGUUGAAUUUGGUGGAAUGCGACCAUACGAACACUCGCAUCGCUAA
Messenger RNA from Exserohilum turcica Et28A, 1715 nucleotides. RefSeq lists its product as uncharacterized. Gene Ontology annotation, biological process: positive regulation of transcription by RNA polymerase II. Gene Ontology annotation, molecular function: DNA-binding transcription factor activity; protein dimerization activity. The coding region runs from base 120 to 1715 and encodes 531 amino acids. Gene Ontology annotation, cellular component: RNA polymerase II transcription regulator complex. The record is from RefSeq and is a predicted model, not a curated record. NCBI's taxonomy places the organism in Eukaryota, Fungi, Ascomycota, Dothideomycetes, Pleosporales, Pleosporaceae. The transcript has 4 exons.